Messenger RNA from Sebastes umbrosus (honeycomb rockfish), 2825 nucleotides. Its product is annotated as tripartite motif-containing protein 16-like. Gene Ontology annotation, molecular function: zinc ion binding; protein binding. The record is from RefSeq and is a predicted model, not a curated record. The transcript has a single exon. Bases 1120 to 2796 code for a protein of 558 amino acids. NCBI's taxonomy places the organism in Eukaryota, Metazoa, Chordata, Actinopteri, Perciformes, Sebastidae.
UCGCUGUAUUUGAAUAUUUUAAUCCUUUUAGAAACGUUAGUGUAUAAAACUGUUUCUUUCUUCAUCUUCUGCUGCUCAUAAACUUGUUUCUAGUUUCCAAAUUUAAAUCACAAUUAAUAUAUUACUAUUCAUGUAUUAAAAGAAAAUAAAUUAAUUUAGUUACAUUUCAAAUGAACGGGUGUUUUCAGUAAAACGAAAAGCGUGAAUUUGUACACCACAUUUUGUGUUAACUGUGUUUUACCAUCAGCUCUUUAUAGAUCUUAUCAGUUGAAUGUCAGUUCUAUUACCUCUGACACAUUUUAUUUUGAAAGAAAAGUAAAGUAUUACAUUGAUUUCUGUGUUCCUAACUCUGACAUUACAGGAUGAACUUGGUGAAGAAGACUGAAGGGUCCAGUCACAUGUUGUCAGGUGAGAUCUCACUGCUCACUACAUGCAGAUUUAUACUCAUAUCAACAGUGGUGGAGGAAGUAUUCAGAUCAGUAGAAGUACUAAUACCACACUGUAAAAGUACUCUGUUAAAGCUGCAGGUCUAUCAUUACAUUAUUAUUACUGAUGCAUUCCUGUAAAAGCAGGAUUUAACUGUAGUAGUUGGUUGAGCUGGAGCUCAUUUUGAACUGUUAACUCUUUGCUUUGUAAUACUAGUGGAGUAUUACACUGUAGUACUUCUUCUUUGGUGAUAUUGGUUUUAAAUCGCUCUGAAGCUUGAAAUGCAGGUUUGGUUGAGGACGAAAUUCACCUGCUUCAUCAAGAAUACGAGCCGAGGAGCCGAGAAGUAUUUCACAACUAAAGGGCAUGUUUUAACCGCGAGGCUCUGUUGUAACUGAGGAAACAAAGUGCCGCUCCUCUUCCUGGAAUGAACCAGAGCCUGAUAUCCCCUCCCUCCUCUUCCUCCUCUCCCUCCUCUUCCUCCUCUCAAACACACCCAGUUGCACUCGGUCCUCUUAUUUCCUCGUUCCCUCCCCUUCAGAUCUACAGUUUUGAAGAUGGGUGUAACCGACAUGGUGGUGCGGUGAGAGCUGACAGGCUGCAUUCAGUGCACAUGUUGUUUAGAUCAGAGCUCAAACUAGUUUCACUUCUCAGGAAGUGAGACUCAGACAGUCGUCGUCUCUGAGAGGUGAAAUGGCGCAGCAAGGAAAUCAGCUGGAUCACGAAAGGUUCUCUUGUUCGAUCUGUCUGGAUCUACUGAAGGAUCCGGUCACUACUUCCUGUGGACACAACUACUGCAUGAACUGUAUUAAAGGCUUCUGGGAUGGAGAGGAUGAGAAGAAGAUCUACAGCUGCCCUCAGUGUAGGCAGACCUUCACACCGAGGCCUGUCCUGAUGAAAAACACCAUGUUAGCAGAUUUAGUGGAGGAACUGAAGAAGACUGGACUCCAAGCUGCUCCUGCUGAUCACUGCUAUGCUGGACCUGAAGAUGUGGCCUGUGAUUUCUGCACUGGGAGGAAACUGAAAGCCUUCAAGUCCUGUCUGGCGUGUCUGGCCUCUUACUGUGAGAAACACCUCCAGCCUCAUUAUGACUCAGCUCCGUUCAAGAAACACAAGCUGGUGGAGCCCUCCAAGAAGCUCCAGGAGAACAUCUGCUCUCGUCACGAUGAGGUGAUGAAGAUGUUCUGUCGUACUGAUCAGCAGUGUAUCUGUUAUCUCUGCUUAAUGGAUGAACAUAAAGGCCACGACACCGUCUCAGCUGCAGCAGAAAGGACCGAGAGGCAGAGAGAGCUGGAGGUAAGUCGACUCAACAUCCAGCAGAGGAUCCAGGACAGAGAGAAAGAUGUGAAGCUGCUCCAACAGGAGGUGGAGGCUGUCAAUCGCUCUGCUGAUAAGGCAGUGGAGGACAGUGAGAAGAUCUUCACCGAGCUGAUCCGUCUCAUGGAGAAAAGAAGCUGUGAUGUGAAGCAGCAGGUCAGAUCCCAGCAGAAAAGUGAAGUGAGUCGAGUCAAAGAGCUUCAGGAGAAGCUGGAGCAGGAGAUCACUGAGCUGAAGAGGAGAGACGCUGAGCUGAAGCUGCUGUCACACACAGAGGAUCACAAUCAGUUUUUAAUCAACUACCCGUCACUGUCACCACUCAGUGAAUCUACACACUCAUCCAGCAUCAAUAUCCGUCCUCUGAGCUACUUUGAGGACGUGACGGCGGCUGUGUCAGAAGUCAGAGAUAAACUACAGGACGUUCUGAGAGAGAAAUGGACAAACGUUUCACAGACAGUGACUGAAGUGGAUGUUUUACUGUCACAACCAGAGCCCAAGACCAGAGCUGGAUUCUUAAAAUAUUCACGAGAAAUCACACUGGAUCCAAACACAGCACACACAAAGCUGUUAUUAUCUGAGGGGAACAGAAAAGUAACAGUAAUGAGAGAACAACAGUCUUAUUCUAGUCACCCAGACAGAUUCACUAGAUGUUUUCAGGUCCUGAGUAGAGAGAGUCUGACUGGACGUUGUUACUGGGAGGUGGAGAGGAGAGGGAGAGGAGUUUAUGUAGCAGUCGCAUACAAGAGUAUCAGGAGAGCAGAGGGGCCGAAUGAAUGUUGGUUUGGACGGAAUGACAAAUCUUGGGCGUUAUAUUGCAACAACAACAGUUGUACAUUUUGGUACAACAGAGUCGAAACUCCCGUCUCAGGUCCUCCGUCCUCCAGAGUAGGAGUGUACCUGGAUCAGAGUGCAGGUAUUCUGUCCUUCUACAGCGUCUCUGAAACCAUGACUCUCCUCCACAGAGUCCAGACCACAUUCACUGAGCCUCUCUAUGCUGGACUUUGGCUUUUAUAUGGUUCUGGAGUCACUGCUGAGUUGUGUAAACUGAAAUAGACAGAAGUCAUUUAAGGGUUCAAUUCUGU